Liolophura sinensis is the source of this 2790-nucleotide messenger RNA. RefSeq lists its product as uncharacterized. The record is from RefSeq and is a predicted model, not a curated record. Gene Ontology annotation, molecular function: protein binding. Lineage: Eukaryota; Metazoa; Mollusca; Polyplacophora; Chitonida; Chitonidae.
GUACGCUGGUCUGGGUGAAUUCAGUGAGGUUGGCAUUGAUCGGGCAUUCCGCAUCCCAAAUGGCUCGUCCGAAAUCCGCCGGUUGGGUGGACUUGUCGGCACCGUGGAGCGAUGACACGGCCUGGAGACCAGUGACCAAUGUGAAUGACCUUCCGAACGAGUUGUUGGCGCGUAUAUUUGGAUACUUUCAUCCGAUUGAGGAUGAGUUGCCCACUAUUUCGAUGGUUUGUCGUAAGUGGCAGUCCGUUCUCCAGUGCACCAGCUCACUCUGGCGCUCCGUCCAUGUGGACCCCACAACGUUCAAACACUGGCACUUCAGUAUGCUCUGUACGAUAUUCCGUGUGUACGGCUGUCAUAUACAGAAACUCACCUGGCGAGAGAACUCACCGGUGUACGAGAGCGUGUUUUCUCAGAUUCCGAGGCUGUGUGGCCUGAAGUGUUUACGGUUGCCCGUACUAUGGACACGUGCCGUGGUGGAGAGCCUGGCCCCGCUACGCCAGCUAGAAGAGGUCCAGAUAAACGGCGGAUAUGCGCUAUCCGACGACGACAUGGAACUUAUAGCUAAACAUUUCCCUAGACUGAGAGAGAUCUCUUUGAACGCCUGUUGGUUCGUCACCUCUGUCGGCGUGUCUAAACUGUUCACCUCCUUACAAGAAUUGGAGUCCGUGAAACUGAAGAUAAACUCGGGCCUUCCACUGAAUGAUGUACGUAGUGAGCGAUCCAUGCUGGAAGGGUUUCGGGUGAUCCAAGGGAUGGCCGAGUCCCGCUUCGCCAAACUUGUUACUGUACUCUGUUUACACUUCGUCCCGAUCGAAAUGGACGAGCUGUGGGACAUCAUUAACAACCUGCCCAGGCUUCGUAAACUUAGUAUCAGCAAUUGUGAGCAUCUCCAUGGUAUACGGCUGGUGUCAGAGUCCAUUCAGAAAAUUUACCUGUUCAAUCUGUGGGGCGUCCUGUUUGUGAGUAUAACAGCCACGAACCUCCGCAUGAUAACCAUUGACCAAGGCCUCGAGUCCAUGGAGCACCUGGAACUGGAUGCGCCCAGGUUGCGGAGAGUCAGUGUGGAUGGCAAGCAGUGUGUUACGGACACUGACUAUCAAAGCAGUAAGCUCGCCGUGUUAGAGCUAUGUAACUGUGAUGAAAUAGAGAUGCGUUCCUUCCGUCAGACACUAAAACUGAACCCUUCUAUAGCAUGUCUACGAUUAGGUUGUAUAUCCCAAGACAGUCUGACGUUGGACGAGUACAUCGUGCCAUCUCUUCAGGAGCUAUGUUUGCUGGGGGACUUCUCGUGUGAAACACUGCAUAUACGAAGCCCUAGCCUAAGGUUAUUACACACAGAGGCAGAGAAUGACAUAAUCACUCUAAAUCAUGUAUACAUCACAGCUAAUCAUCUAUGCAAAGUGGCGUUGGUCGGCGUCCCUGCUCUUAAGACAAUGACUAUACAGUGCGUCAGUGUCGACUCCAUCGAGCUUAACCUCUGCAGUGAUGACCAGUUGAUACUGGAAUCGUGUGUCAUCCACGCAAUGGGCUCUAUAGGCUUCCUUCGGCUUUUCGAUUGUAAAGUUAACCUCCUGUCUGUGAGCACUCCUCUGGCACGGACCGUGGUGCUUUAUCGCUGUCAGAUGUCGGAUUACGUCCUCCAGAUGGCGCUAACCGGAUGUCCGAAUAUCUCGCACCUGAACCUCGAGAAGUGCCGAGAUCUGAGUAACGUUAGUAUCCAGGCCCCACCCCUGAAAUACCUGAAUAUGUUUGGCUGUAAAGACGUACAUAGCCUGGACCUGGACUGCCCAGACCUGUUGGCCCUCAACAUCGGCCACUGUCCUAAUGUCCGGCUGUUCAUCCAGGGGGUGGAGCGUGACCUGCACCAGCUCAGCGAGUACCCCCAAGUCUUCCUUCCCACGGAUUCUAUACGGUGGAGCCACGACUACCCACCUCAGAUGUAUGUCUGUAGCGGAUGACGACUUGAGGUGGUGUGUGACGAAUUUCUCAGCCCCGAUAAUAGUCAUGUCAGGAUGGAGGAUAAAUUGAAAUGAAAAGACCCACGAGAAACCGAGGUGCAGUCACCAGACUGGGUGGUCAUGCUUACCGCCAUAAGAUGAAGCCACGAUCUCGUGAGUAAUGGGCUUUUCAUCAUGAGACGAAAACAACGAAUCUUAGAUGGCCAGACAUAGUGUGAAAAGAUACAGCAAACGAUCCUGCGAGUAUACCAGAUUUAUUAAAGUGAACAUAAAGCCAGCCGCUCAAGCUGAAUUAAUUAAUAAAGUAGUAUUCCAGAAAUGUUAAAUAUUUGAAAAAUCCUACACCGCUUAUGAACGAAAUAAAUAGCAAACAAUCGUCAGAACCUAACCACUCAUUUGGUGACGCCAUUUUGCCAUCUAUCUAGAGUGACGUUACAAAACCUAGGGGUUCUUCCGUACCCUCGGUAUUAAGGAAUGUGACAAUGAGAAAAUACAGACAAAAACGCCCGAUACCCAGCCAAAGAUUAUCAGGCUCUGUUCCGUGUUUCUUUUAGUUUGACGCUCGGUCAUGGCGAUAUUCGUGGACACAAGCGUCAUGUUUUAGCCGUCCUGCUCGUCCUCGUCCUGCAUGGGUGUAAGCAUUUGGCCCAGCUAGCUGUGCCGACUUCAGGGAAUUUACCGAACAUAGGAGGACUUUCUGAUUGAUAACAAACUCUUUCAUUUAGGUUUUGGGAGAAUAUUUUCGUUAUAAAUCUGACUUUGCUAAGGAAAAACUAAUGCGAAGUCGUAGUGUUUUUCUUCAAGCAAUGACUCUACCGAGGCGUUUUUUUUU